Messenger RNA from Brassica rapa (field mustard), 2605 nucleotides. Its product is annotated as interferon-related developmental regulator 1. Lineage: Eukaryota; Viridiplantae; Streptophyta; Magnoliopsida; Brassicales; Brassicaceae. The record is from RefSeq and is a predicted model, not a curated record.
AACAUGAAGUUACAUACGCUUUGAAUGAUUGUAACAUACACUUUGAAUGAUUGUAAUAAAGCAGAGUAAUAUUUUUUUAUUUUUUAACUUUUUGACGUCUAACAAUCACAUUGAUCUAUAAUACAUGAUCGACAAGGAAUAAAUUAACUUCACCCGCCUCGAUCUUCUCCCUCUGAUUUGAUCUCAUCGGAUGUCUUUUAAAACACGUUCAAUAUCAAAAUUAGCAUAUAUUACAUGGGUCAUUUAGCUAAAAUUUACAAGAUUUACCAGUUUUUUUACAGAAUUCUACCCGUAAAUUUUUCUUUAAAAAAAUCCACCUAGGUCAAUUGACCUACAUGCCAACACCUUGGUUCCGCCACUGCCUACAACUCUACUUUGGCUUUCAAUAACCGUUAGGCUAUUUAAUGAUUUCUCUUCAGAAUCGCCUCUAUGUACUCCACUUGCUUCUAUAUUUUCUAACAAAGAAAAAGUUUCAUCCAAAAAGGAAAGUUUCCUUUAGGAGAUAACCUGAAGAUUGUAAAGAAUAUUUGAAAAGAUUUUGGGUUGGAGUUCUCCACUUUUGAGAUACCCAACAAGAUAAAUACAUUAUUAUGUAUUUCAAAUUUCAAUAUUUGCUUAAAAUACUUUUUUUUUAAGGAUUUUCUUAAAAUAUUUAUAGAGAACCUCCUAAAAAUGCUCUAAGCUUGACGCUAACUCAAUAGAUAAAAGAUACUAGUGGUCCAGAGUUGGACUCUCUUUUCUCAUAUCAAAACCUCUUAUGAAGACCAACCCUAUUUACUAAUCCGUCCAUUGCAUUUUAUUAGUCUUUUUGGAUAAAUAGACAAUGCAUUAAUAGCUUGACUAUAUUAUCUCUAUUUUUAUUGUUUCUAAACCCAUUACUAAUUUAUACUAGUUCAUAGUUGUGAUAGAAUUUAUACUACUUUAUAAUAAUUCAUAAUUUGUGAUUGUUGAUAUAUACUAAUUUAUUACAACUUCGCAUGUUAUUUUGUUAUUUCCUUUUUUUAUCUGUUUAAGUGUUUCCUUUCCCUUGUUUAAGUUGUUUUCCUUUUCCAUGUUUAAUUUGUUUUCCUCUUUCUCCUAGAUUUGUUUUGUUAUAUAAGAAAACAAAACUUGUGAGGAGAGACACUUGCUUUUCGAUAAUCAUUAACAACUUGAGAAGAUAAAAACUCUGAAGCUCUGUAACUUCUUCCACUCCGUUAGUAGGAUUUUGAUUAUAAGAAACCAUGUCUAAGAAAGCUCAGCCUAAGAACGCCCCGAUGGAUUUGUUUGAUAGUGAUGAUGAUACGUGUAGUUUAAGCUCCUUCUACACCAUGCGGUCUGAGAUACCACGCAUGGAUGAAGUUCAUGUUCAGAAAGAUGUUAUGUUGGAUCAGUCCCUUGAUGCUCUCUAUGAGAAAAGGAGUUCUACGAGAGAGCAAGCUUUGGCUUCCAUUGUUGACGCAUUCAAAAGUGACUUGCAGCAUGAGUUUGUGGAAAAGAACUUUGCCACCUUGUUGGAUCGGUGUUUACACUGCAUCAAGAAAGGGUCCACUAAAGAGUCCUUACUAGCAUCACAUGUUAUUGGGUUGCUAGCUUUGACUGCUGGACUUGGGGAUCAAGCACAAGAGAUUCUGGAAGAAUCCGUCACUCCUCUUUCUCAAGCCCUUAAAUCUAGUAGUGAAGCCUUGAAAAUAACUUCGAUUCUUGAGUGUUUAGCAGUCAUAACCUUUGUUGGUGGAGCCAAUGCAGAGCAAACCGAGAGAUCUAUGCAAAUAAUAUGGCAAAUGAUUGACCCUAAACUGGUUUCUAAUGUUGUUGCAACCAAAUCUUCACCUGCUGUAAUAACAACUGUUGUCUCUUCCUGGACGUGUCUGCUCACAACAGUUGAUAGAUGGACUCUAGGUCCCAAAAUUUUGCAAGGGACCGUGACUUAUCUCUCCACACUUUUGGAAAAGGAUGACCGAUCAGUACGUAUAGCUGCUGGUGAAGCUCUUGCUCUUAUGUUUGAGUUGGGAAUUCUAGAGAAGUUUGAUGCGGAAGCCAAAGGGUCUGAUAAUGGAUCAGUGAAAGAAGAAAGAGAGGCAUUGAUAAACAUGCAUAGAUUGAUAUCUAAAGUCACUGAUCAAGUUAGAGACCUCGCUGUAGAGGCAGGUGGUAAAGGUUGUGCUAAGAAAGAUCUCAACACACAACGAAGUUUGUUCAAAGAUCUGGUUGAAUUUCUUGAGGAUGGAGUGGCACCUGAAACCUCUAUAAAGAUUGGAGGGAGCUCUAUAGAGACGUCAACAUGGUGCCAGAUGAUACAGUUGAAUUUUUUGAAGCAUUUCCUUGGGGGUGGCUUUAUCAAGCAUAUGCAGGAGAAUGAGUUCCUACACGAUGUGUUUAGUUUCACACCAAAGAAGAUUGGUGGACAUUCUACUAUGACUAAUGAAGAAAAGAGGUUGUUUCAGUCGCCAAACUCAGCUGUCAGCAAAGCUAGGACGAAACUCAUGAAAAAGGAGAGGAUGAUAUCUCUAACAAGGAAGUUUUAUUCAAUUAGUAGUUGAUUCUAAAUCAUGUUUUUAAAAUCCAUUGUUGUUGGAUCUCUUAUUAUUUAUUUAUAAAUGACAAUUUUUUGGUUGUUAUUCAA